AUGCGGCUGGCCUGCGCCGUCAUCGCUGGAAUCCUGCACUACCUCUUCCUGGCCUGCUUCGCCUGGAUGUUCCUGGAGGCCGUGGUGCUCUUCCUCACCGUCCGCAACCUCUGGGUCGUCAACUAUUUCAGCACCCACAGCCCCAAGAUGGGGCACCUGAGCCUCUUCGGCUACGGCUUCCCCGCCCUGGUAGUGGCCGUCUCGGCGGCGGUUAUGCCGGAGGGCUACGGCAGACAGGAAAACUGCUGGCUCAGCAUGGAGAAGGGGUUCAUCUGGAGUUUCCUGGGGCCGGUGUGUGUCAUCAUCGGGAUGAAUUCCGUCCUUUUCGCCUUAACCCUCUGGAUGCUGCAAAGAAAACUUUCCAGCCUGAACACUGAAGUGUCCACCCUCAAGGACACCAG
Chrysemys picta bellii (western painted turtle) is the source of this 401-nucleotide messenger RNA. Lineage: Eukaryota; Metazoa; Chordata; Testudines; Emydidae. The record is from RefSeq and is a predicted model, not a curated record.